AUGGACAAGUAUUUACGAGGAAAAUACUCGAAUUCACUGACAAAUGAUAAUGAACCUAGCACAAGUAGUGCUGUAAAAAACAGAAGAUUUUUGAAAGAAAAAACGCCACCCAAACCAGAAUGCAUCAUCUGUGGAGAAAUGCUACCUAACGAAGCAAUGGUACCCAGUAAACUGCUUCGCCAUCUCAAUUCAAACCAUCGCAGUUACGCUAAGAAGGAUAAAUCAUUUUUUCUUAGGCUGUUAGAUCAAAGGCGAAAACAAAGGCAAUCACUGUUAUCGUCAGUCACAGUUUCUGAUAAAAUGUUAGAAACUAGUUACCAUGUUGCAAGAUUAAUUGCACGUCAGAAAAAACCACAUACUAUUGGUGAGACACUCGUUAAACCAGCAUGCAUAGAAAUUGUUAAAUCCAUGCUUGCGCAUAGAGAAGUUAAUGAAGUGAAAAAAGUACCGUUGUCAGCUGAUCCUGUUAAAAAACGUAUCAACGAUAUGUCGAGCAAUAUUUUAGGAAUACUAAUUGCAAAACUGAAAACGGCUCAGAAGUUUGCACUUCAAAUUGAUGAGACAACAGACAUUAAAAACCGAGCACAACUGAUAGCUAUUGUACAUUUCGUUGAUGAGGGCACCAUAACCAUAAAAGAACACUAUUUAUUUUGCAACCAGCUUCCAGAGCGAAUUACCGGCGAGGAAAUUUUCCGAGUAACAGAUGAUUUUUUCAAAACCUAUGAUAUUCCAUGGAGUAAUUUUAGUAGUAUUUGCACGGAUAGUGCUGCGGCAAUGAUGGACAAUAAAAAAGGUUUUAUUUCGUGCGUAAAACGGCAAAAUCCUAAUAUAGAAAUUACACACUGUUGCAUACAUCGCGAAGCAUUCAUGAUUAAGAACUUGCCAAUGGAACUAUUGCAAACGAUAAAUCAAUGCAUUACUAUCAUAAACAUUAUUAAAUCAAGAGCCCUAAAUUCGCGUAUUUUUAAACUAAUGUGUGCAGAAAUGGGAUCGGAUUAUGAAUCCCUAUUGUUUUACACUGAG
This is a messenger RNA of Habropoda laboriosa, 1023 nucleotides long. Its product is annotated as protein ZBED8-like. Lineage: Eukaryota; Metazoa; Arthropoda; Insecta; Hymenoptera; Apidae. The record is from RefSeq and is a predicted model, not a curated record. The transcript has 2 exons. The annotation marks the transcript as partial.